Molecule: messenger RNA, 618 nt
Organism: Eimeria necatrix
Lineage: Eukaryota; Apicomplexa; Conoidasida; Eucoccidiorida; Eimeriidae
Exons: 3
Coding region: 1-618 (205 amino acids)
Source: RefSeq, a predicted model, not a curated record
AUGAAAGGCGUGAAGGCCGACGCUGCAGGCGGCGCCGACCCCCGGAAGUGGGCGAGGGAAGGCGUCGAGCGCCACGGCCCCGUGACUUCGGAACCCCCCACCUACCCCAGCAACAGGGAAGUGCCGCGGGCCGCGGAACUGGACGAGGCGGGGGCGAGCGCUGUGCUGACUGCGCGGCUGCUGGCCAACCACUGGCGCACUGGGGAGUGCAGCAUAGGCGAGCGGCGCAGCAAGCUGGAGGGCCGGAACUACGGCACUGGGAGCUGCGCCUGCAGCUGCGACUACGAGGCCCAGAAGGAGGCCAUUGUCUCUUACUGCGGCGAGGCCUUUUUCCCCGCGGAGCUGCUGCACAGCAGGUUCGUGCGCGUCCCCAGGGGGGCCCCCCGGGGCCUCCCCGGCGACUCCAAGCGCCUGCGCCUCAAGGAAAUGGAGCAAAAGGAAAACGAAAACAAAGCUGCGGACGACAAGGCCAACGCAAACGCGAAGGCCGCCGCAGAGGAGGAACUGUUUGCUGCUGAAGAGGACGACUUCGGGGGCGAUGACUACGCGCACGACUACUACGCUGAUGAAGACCUCGACGAUCACUUAGAUGAUGGAGACGACGGCGGGAUCCUCUAG